AUGGAGACGAGUACAUUGUCUGUAACUUUCGCUUUUGUGUGCGUUUUCUUUGUCUUUUGCAAAGCCGAAACAGGAAAGCCGUAUUACGUCAAGAAGAGUUCGUUAUGCUCUAUUGAUCAAAACGAGGUCUGUACGUCUAAAAACUACGACUUUUACGCCAUCGUGAUAGAAGUUGUCGCGGAUAUCAAAGAAGAUAAAUUGUCCAAAAAGGGGAAAGAUACCGUAAAGGAUUCGGGCAUUUGUGCAAAUGCCUUGAAGGAGGCGAUUUGUUCAAAUCCCAGCCGAAAUUGCUACGAAGGAAACGAUGAAUCCCGCGCUAAAGAGGUCUGUGGCAAACUACGUCGAAAUUGUCCGCUUUUGUUGGAAGACAGCUUUGACGAAUAUGAAGAAGGUUGUGUAGAAUACUUGCACAAAAGCGUAUUCACGGACUUAACGUGUGUCGCCAAUGACCCGGACGAAAGGUUCAAGGGAUAUUGUCCGAAGCCUUCGGGCAAGAUGCCUGCCGCGUACUGGAAAGCAUAUAUAGCAAAGUCCGAGGAACUGGAGGAGCCGAUGAAAUAUGUGGAAUAUGCGAACAAGUUCACCAGUAAUACACUGGUGUCAAAUGAUUGCAUGCGGAAGAUUAAAGAUACCGUAUGUGUGCCUCUUUAUUGCACAGAAGAUGAGAAAAGUAUCAUUGUCCCGAAUUUGGAGGACAAAUGCGAUGAAGUUUUGGAAUGUAUAAACAAAAUCCCCGACAAGUAUUCAAAGCUUUCAACUCUGCUGGAACCGAUCAAAAGGCGUUUAAAGAAAGGAUGCACUAAGAUUGUUGAAUUUGUCAAAACAGGGAAAGUUAGUGGCAAUGCUGCUCAAGCUACACUAAACGUUAGCAUUGGAUUAAACGCUCUGGUCAUAAUCACAAUCAUCGCUCCUUACCUUUACUGAUUCAACGAUGUGAACACAGAAAUUUAUAAUCUAAUCUUGUCAAAAACAAUCAUGUUAGACUGAUCCAUUCACUUGUCCAAAAGCUUUAAAGCACUGUUCAAAUACACUGUGUAGAGGGAUAAGUGGUAAUAUAUGAAAUAUGGCCAUGAAACCUCGACAAAAGAGUAAAGCCUU
Messenger RNA from Dendronephthya gigantea, 1098 nucleotides. RefSeq lists its product as uncharacterized. The record is from RefSeq and is a predicted model, not a curated record. Lineage: Eukaryota; Metazoa; Cnidaria; Anthozoa; Malacalcyonacea; Nephtheidae. The transcript is spliced from 3 exons. The coding region runs from base 1 to 924 and encodes 307 amino acids.